Messenger RNA from Fusarium vanettenii 77-13-4, 3102 nucleotides. RefSeq lists its product as uncharacterized. The record is from RefSeq and is a predicted model, not a curated record. The transcript has 8 exons. Bases 1 to 3102 code for a protein of 1033 amino acids. NCBI's taxonomy places the organism in Eukaryota, Fungi, Ascomycota, Sordariomycetes, Hypocreales, Nectriaceae.
AUGGUAACGACACCGGAUAACACGCAGCUUGAGCCGUCGACGAGCCGACAAAGCCUUGACAAGACGGACCUCAAGGCAGAAGAGAGUGAUGAGUUCUUUUACCUCAAGAGCACGCCUUUCACACUUACAAAACCUUCAUUCCGUCAUGGUCCCAUCACAUUUGCAAAAUCCGAGAUGGUCAAAGGGAUGAAGACAAUGGACGACACGCUAGACUGGACAGCGUUCCAGAUGGCGAUUCUAGGAGGAGCUGGAGACUUACUUCAGGACAUGUCCAACGAAGAAGACAUUAAGCAGGUCGAAGAGAUCACGUCGUGGUUCGAAUCGUUCGGGUUCGAGACGUACGGAACGCUGGUGCCCGAGGACGUGCCGUCGAUGCGGUCCUCGUCCCGCAGCACGGUAUCGUCAACGCCUUCAACCAUCGACACGGACAUUGACCUGCCGAUCCCGGUGGGUGCUGAGUUUCCUUCCGGGUUCUGGAACGCCCCGGCCCCCAGCGACGCCGUGGACAUGGACAAGAAGGCUAAGUUCUUUAACAGCACAGGGCUAAAGCGAUGGGUGGGCGAAGGUCGCCCCAAGCGCCCUUCGUCGCACAGCUCGGUGGAAAGCUUACCACCGAGCCCGAUGAUGCCGCUCGUGGUUCACAUGGCCGAUGGCGAAGACGAUACUACUACUCCGGAGACGGUACCGAUGGGAUAUAAUCUGGGUCACGACCUAGGCGACUUUUUGCGGUGGGAGGCGGAAUAUACGAAUGAAAAGAAGACGAUGUUUAUUGAUCAGCCCCAAGACGCUUCGCUUCGGGUGCAGAAUCUCGGCACCGCCACUCCUGCAAGAAAAGAUGACUGCAUUGGACUGGACUGGACCCGUCCUCGGGACAUACCCUCUUCACGAACAAGCGGGCUGGAGAAGCAACAGUCGGAUGACUUCAAACCAGGCAAGAGCCUCAAAGGCCUAGGCGAGAACAAGAUAGCCAUCUUCCUCUGGGUGCUCUUUGCCGUGGCAACAACAGUCAGCUGGAUCCUCCAGUACACCCUCCAGCUGAACGAGGCCGCCGAGUAUGGCUUCAAGACGAUGGCCAGCGAUACGUGCAAGCGCCUCAAGUGGCGUCGCAAUAUCGUAGGCAUGUAUCUGAUCGCUCUCAACAUCGCCACUGCCGUCGUGGCCUUCAUCGCCUCCUACUUCCGGGCCGGCCUCCUGGCACCAACCCCCAGCGCAUACCGGGAGUCGAAGGGGAGGCUCUAUUUGGGUGUAGAGUCGGGCAGGGGAUUCCUCCAUGUUAGCUGGCCUCGCAAGGUCAUGUAUGUGGUGCUGCUGCUAGCAUCACUACCGCUGUACUAUUUUAUAGCUCAUAAACGCAGGUCCAACAGUCUCGUUACGACAAAGCACUCUACGUACAACGCCUACGAGGUCCUCGUGUCUACCGCCUUUUUCGAAGGCAAGCCCUUUGACCUGGCCGGCAUCAAUAUGACUCGCUACGACUCCCUCAAAGAGACGCCGGCCAUGCCAUCACCCGAUCUGCAGUGGCCGGCCGAGUACGGGGCAUCCGACGCUCUCAACAGCUCGCUCGCGCGCCUGCAGAGGGAGCCAACGCUCUGGAAGAACCUUUCUCGCGCCGACUGUGUCAAGCAGUUCAACGAAGCCGUUUACACCCGGUACCGGACGCUCGUACUGGUGACAGACUAUGAGAGUGACAUCAACAGCUCCAACUCAGCCCUGGCUGCCACGGUCCUCCCUGGCUAUCGGCUCAAGUCGGCCUCGGACUCGCUCAUCGCCCUGUGUCCCGACACGUAUCUAGAGACUUACAACGGUACGAUACAUCCGUCCGAGACGCCGUUUCUGAGUUUAUACGAGGAGCCUCUGGUUUCCGAGAAAGUGACGUUCCUGUCUUCCACCCAGGCCCGCGAGUGGGCGACCAACCGAUCACUCUCGGCUGGCGACGUCUCACCGAGCCGCACCUUGGAGCGUCGACGGGGAGGGCCGGUGAGCGAGACCGGCUUUUCCAACCCAGUGCCGGGCCGAGAUCUGUGCUACCGUUACUGGUCUGACAACGAUCGGUGGAUGCCCAACACCCGCAUCUACCGCGUGCCGCAAUGCCCUCUGCAGUACUGCCUCGCCGAGCCCGUCGAGACGCCGCGCAUGUGCCAAGUGGUGUACAGCCCGCGCGUUCUCUUCAUCCUAUCCGUGUUCCUCACCUUCCUGUUCACCUUCAUCUCCAUGGCCCUUUAUCUGCGGUGCGCGCGGGAAGGGCUCUAUAGUAGGGAUGAGGCGAGCGAGUACUUCCGCUAUGAGAAGCAAUUGUACCGCCUGGGCUGGUCGGAGGAAUUCUACGGCAAGUAUGGCGGCGGCUCGAGGAUAUUCCACCACCGCCGCAUGCCGUGGCACCUCUGUGUUCUCAGUGUAGUCGUCUUCAUCUACGUCUUUGUUCUCUGGGGCGAUGCGGGGAGCGUCGGGGGGGAAGUCAGAUAUUAUCCCUCUAGUCCUGGAGACGAGACCUGGUUCUUUAAGGCCCUCGCCUUGAACAAGUCUCUCCACAUCGUCUUUGAGGUGCAGCUUUACUUCCAAGAUGCCGAUGUCCGCAAGCGCUUCUUUCGGGUCACACCGGAUGUGGACUACCAGGAUCCAGGGAAGGAAAACUGGGGGCAGGAGAUGCUGAGGAAGACGGGCGAGUUCUUCAAGAGCAGCGAGACGUACCUCAAGUCGUCCCUGGCUGUGCGGUCGUUCCUUAUACACGCGGUAUACGAGCUCAUCUUCAUCACGCAGCUGAUGGGCGCGGCGCCGCUGGAGGAGGAGGCCGGCAUGCUCGAGGGGUCCAAGCCCCUGGCCUUCACCACGCUCGGCGUGCCGGACUUCAACGAGCGAGCCAACAAUAUCGACAUCGGCUUCUUCUUCUUCAACUGGCUCGUCUUUAUCGGCCUCCCGUCGACCCUACUAGACGUCAUCUUCUAUGCCACGGCUGGCCGCCACGAGGAUAAGAAGGACCAUGUCAUGUCCCCUUCUUUCGGGGUACUCAGCUACGUCUGUCUAUUGACAGGCAUUUCUUGGAAUCCGAUACAUGGGUGGAUGAGCUGGAAGAGGUGCUGGUAUCGUUUGAACCAUUAUUGUUAA